ACUCGGGUUCUUCGAUGGUCGCAACUUUUUCAGACCAUUUUCCCUUUAAUUGUAAAUUGUUCUCGUAAUUCCACUUAAUUGCGACGAAGAUGAGGUUUAGACUUUUUAAUCCCUUUCUAAUUUCGCGAAUUAUACGCACUCGGACGAAAUAUAGAAAGAUGGAACGAUUAAAAAGGGUUUCUAUCGCUGAAAUAAAAGAAUGUCACCUAAUGUUCGUCAUGUUCUUGGAUUUUGAAAUAUCAAAGAAUAGCUUUUAGAUCGUUCGUUAACUUUUGACAAACAUUCAAGAAAUCAAGAUGACUAAAUUAUUAAUCACCAUUUCAUAGAAAAUUUACCGAACUUCCCGUUCCAUAUUCUUCUCUUUUUCCGUCCGACUGCAGUUGUUUUCUAUCGGAUGUUAACGAAGCAAUACGAUGUUUGCAAUAACAGUCGCCGAUGUCCCUUGCGGUCAAGGAAACAUCGCCACACGCACGGCGAGACUCGUUGGAGGACAAAAUGCAAUUCCUCACGAAUUCCCUUGGAUGGUGAGCAUAAGCAGGAAAGGCGGACACUUUUGCGGCGGUACCAUACUUAAUUCAAGAUUCGUCCUGACUGCAGCCCAUUGCCUGUGUUCAGGGAGUUCUAUAAUCCCCACCGGUCAAUUACGGAUCAGCCUCGGCGAGUACAAUCUGAAGGGGCCGGAAGUUCCAGCAUCGAAGGAAGAGAGAGUGACGAACGUUAUCCUGCACCCUGGCCACAAGUGCGGAAAAUACGUGGACGAUAUUGCCCUUCUGGAACUUGCAAGGCCAAUCGCUUGGUCGGAGAGCGUGAAACCCGCCUGUUUACCUGUGGCCACAGGGAAACCAGGGUAUAGCGCCUUCGGCGGGGAACUCGCCAAGGCUGCUGGAUGGGGUUGGUUCGGCGAAGACAGGUCCAAAUAUAAACGAGCGGACGUGUUGCAGAAAGUGGAGGUUCGCGUGAUCGAGAACAACGUAUGUCGCGAGUGGUACGCGAGUCAGGGAAAGUCGACCCGCGUCGAGUCGAAGCAAAUGUGUGCUGGCCACGAAGAAGGUGGCCGCGACUCUUGCUGGGCUGAUAGUGGCGGACCUUUGAUGAUCGGAAGUCAAGCCGAUGGUAACAUAAUGGUGGUGGGGGUGGUCUCAUCAGGAGUGGGUUGCGCUCGACCACGACUUCCGGGUGUAUACACUAGAGUCUCGGAAUACAUACCCUGGAUCACGCAACACGUACUACGAUGAAACGAAACUCGAAGCUUCAUUCGCUUCACUUUCCACGGAACUGUCUGUAUAGACUUCGAAACGCAUUUUCUCUUCGUGUAUUUAAAGAGAAAGAGCGAAGUACCGUAAGAAGAUCGAUCUUGUCAAAUAUGUAACGUAUUCUUUUCGUUGAAGAAACUUCGAAGCUAAAAACCAAUGCUUGAAUUAGUCUUAAUGGAGAUCCUUAAAUUAUUAAAAACUUACUUUAAAAGAUAGAUGUAGAAAACUAAUAUAAAGUAUAAGACGUGAUUUGUAAUACAAAUUUCGUCGAUUGCAACAAGACUAUAGAAUUAUAGAAUAAA
This is a messenger RNA of Bombus huntii, 1555 nucleotides long. Its product is annotated as transmembrane protease serine 9-like. Gene Ontology annotation, biological process: proteolysis. The coding region runs from base 414 to 1235 and encodes 273 amino acids. The record is from RefSeq and is a predicted model, not a curated record. The transcript is spliced from 4 exons. Lineage: Eukaryota; Metazoa; Arthropoda; Insecta; Hymenoptera; Apidae. Gene Ontology annotation, molecular function: serine-type endopeptidase activity.